AUGGGGAUCACUAUUCUCUCUCCCCUAGUGGAAGAUGCCGGCGCCUCACUAUACCACGGCCAUGAGCACGACUCGGAAGGCGAUGUGGACAUGGAUAGGUUGCCGACCAAGCGGCCUCGUCUCGAUGGAGGGAGUGCGAGUUUGAAGGGCAUAGGAUAUGAGACUGGCACGGUUGUUCCUGGCGAAAUGGUCACCAACGAUCCGCAAUGGAUGAGAGGCCACGGCACAUUCACCACCCCAUAUUCGGCAUCAAUCAUCGCGACAGUCGCGGGCACAGUACAAAAAACGAACAAGCUUCUCUCCGUCCACCCUCUGCGGGCCCGCUACAUCCCAGAGAUCGGCGACCUCGUCGUCGGACGCAUUGUUGAAGUGCAGGCGCGAAGAUGGAAGGUCGACAUUGCUGCGCCAUUGCUAGCGCAACUACCUUUGUCAGCCAUCAACUUGCCAGGCGGUAUUCUACGCAGACGUACAAGUGCCGACGAAUUGCAAAUGCGAAAUUUUUUUGUGGAGGGUGACCUUGUGCUCGCUGAGGUACAGAGCGUCCAUCAGGAUGGAGCGGCGACGCUGCAUACGCGGUCUUUGACAUACGGCAAAUUGCGCAAUGGCGUCUUCAUGGCGGUGUCAGGUACUGGUGGGAGUGGCGCGGCGGCAGGCCGCUCGGCCACGACAAGGGGAGGCUCUUCCGCCUCGUCGUCUCAUAUAGCCGCGCCGUCGACUUCGGUUGGAGGCGUUGUCCGAUCGCGACGGCAGAUGUGGACAGUCAGCACAUCCAACGGCGGCGGCGACGUUCAGGUCAUUCUUGGAGUAAACGGGUACAUCUGGAUCUCCAAAGUCACAGAAGGCGCGGCGAAAGCGUCGUCUACUACGGAGACAGUCUCGAUUACACGGUUAGAGGAAGUCGCCACUAGCUCGAUCUACUCCAGUCAAAACGACGAGAUUCCGCGACAGACGCGACGCGAGAUUGCGCGGCUACAAGGUUGCAUUCGAGUUUUGGUGGAAGGCGGUAUCCGGGUUGAUGAGGACACGGUGAUGCGUGCGUAUAAUGCUAGCUUGGAAGCUGAGCUUGAGAUUGAUGGAGACGAAGGGGAUCGCGGUGAAGGAAAGGAUUAUUUGGGCGGGGAGAAGGCGCAACGGAUUAUUGAGAUGGUUGUUCAGGCUGAGUGA
Molecule: messenger RNA, 1164 nt
Organism: Talaromyces atroroseus
Lineage: Eukaryota; Fungi; Ascomycota; Eurotiomycetes; Eurotiales; Trichocomaceae
Exons: 2
Coding region: 1-1164 (387 amino acids)
Biological process (GO): CUT catabolic process; U4 snRNA 3'-end processing; exonucleolytic trimming to generate mature 3'-end of 5.8S rRNA from tricistronic rRNA transcript (SSU-rRNA, 5.8S rRNA, LSU-rRNA)
Cellular component (GO): cytoplasmic exosome (RNase complex); nuclear exosome (RNase complex)
Molecular function (GO): RNA binding
Source: RefSeq, a predicted model, not a curated record